AUGAGCAGUGUGCUGACCUUGGUGGGCCAACCAAGGAAAUUCUUCCAUGAUGCAAUAGCAUGUUUUGCAAAAGUUGAUCCUGCCUUUAACAUUCAACUUUUUGUAGGCUUGCAGGGUCAUUUCAUUCCAUUUUAGCUCAUUUUAUUAGGUUGAUGCUGUGGCUUCCGGCUACAGCAUUCUCCACGAUGGUCCAGGAUUUGUGGGGCUUGGACCUUGUCUCAGAGAGCACCUGGCUACUGGCUGCGUAGAUACAGCAAAGGAACUUGUGAGUCUGGAUGACUUACCAGACUUAGACUUGAAACAUAUUCUGGAGGCAGAAGUAAGUAGUAUUUAAUUUUUAAUGGGACCGUAGAAGCCCACCUUACAGCCACUUUGUUUUUGUUACCACCCACCUUGUUAUUAUGGCCAUAUUCACUUUAUUUAUUUUAUUAUUUUUUUGCGAAAGCCUUGUUUAUAACGCCUCUGUACUUGUGCAAUCUUGGAAAGAAAAGUGUUUUUGCUGCUUGUACCAUUCCACUGGUUGUAAUGUAGGCAACACUUCAUUCUCAUUGUAGAUUGUAUUGUCCAUAGUCCUGUUUUUGGAAAAGGUGAAGAAGACUGCCUUAUUGCAAUUUUUUUUCAUUUAUUCAACAGUGUUUAAUUUAAAACUAUCUAAAUAAAGCACACUUUAUUCUAAAAACGUUUUAAUGCUGGUUCAAAGUAUAAAAAGGAAUUUUCCUUUGUCACUUAAAAUUUUACAGAAGGAAGUGAAGGACAUUGAUAUAUCUGCAAAAGACAAAGUGGAGGAGCUAAUGGUGAGGCACGGGCUUAGUGACAUCCCACUUACAGACCUGAACAAAGAGAAAGCUGUGAAUGAUCUGCUGGUUGCAGAAGUCAUCAUCAAACGUACACUUUCGCUGGACCGAUUCUUUGCAGGCCUGAAUUGUGUUGGCCUUGGCGAUUUGUUGCGAACGUAUCCUGUUAUCAAAAAUGUCCUCUUCCCCUCACCAGACCAGGUGAAUGGUUUCAGGUGGGACCCAUAG
Messenger RNA from Porites lobata, 1022 nucleotides. The record is from the annotation of a GenBank genome assembly. Lineage: Eukaryota; Metazoa; Cnidaria; Anthozoa; Scleractinia; Poritidae.